CGGCGUCGCCCCUGAUUGGUUAUCAGCCUUGGGCUAAGAAACUUUCCCACGACCAGCGCGUGCUGACAGCCCGCCAGCCACUCCUCACAACCGGGACAGACAGCCACAGUGCUUGCGGAUGGACGGACGGACACUGGAGCGAGUGUGUCACGAACCGAAAGUCUAUUGGACCCCUGACAAACUUAUUCAUAGAACGGGGUGUGUCUGGGCCAUAGAGUUUGCUUGCAACUGUGCUGUCACUCAAAUUCAUGGCUGUCUCGUAAUUGGCAAGUUAUGGUGCCAUGUCCCGCCCCUCCUGGGUGGCAGUCGUGUAGAAAUGAUACGGUGGGAAGGCUUGGUCCUUCAAACGGAUCAACUCGAGGUCUAUCUGACAGACGCACAGAGAGUCGGAGAAUUGGGAGACUUGGACUUUAUAUAUAUAUAUACACUGUACUGUACUCUGAACGAGGGAAAAACAGCAGCGGAUUAAAAUGAAACGGAAUCACGAUUUUAGCUCAUCGGACAGCGAGCUGGACGAGAACAUUGAGGUUGAGAAGGAGAGUGCCGAUGAAAAUGGGAACGUGAUUUCACCCCUUGGGCCGAUGUCUCCAUCAACAAAAACUCAAGUGAAUGCGAGGAAGCGCCGUCGAGGAAUCAUUGAAAAACGGCGCCGCGACAGAAUCAACAACAGCCUCACGGAGCUGCGUAGACUGGUCCCCAGCGCGUUUGAGAAGCAGGGUUCAGCUAAACUGGAGAAAGCAGAGAUUCUGCAGAUGACGGUGGAACAUGUGAAGAUGCUUCAUGCUGCUGGAGGAAAAGGUUACUUUGAUGCCCGUGCUCUGGCCACGGACUACCGAGGUCUGGGUUUCAGGGAGUGUCUGGCUGAGACAGCCCGCUACCUGAGCAUCAUCGAGGGGCUGGACAGCGCUGACCCCCUGAGGAUCCGCCUGGUUUCCCACCUGAAUAGCUACACGUCCCAGAGAGAGGCCCUCUCCAUCUCUGGGAUAGGGCACCUGGCCUGGGGCUCUGCCUUUGCGUCGCCCCCCUCCGCCCACCUGGCCCACCUUCUCCUCCGGCAGCAGCACCAUCAACAUCAGCAGGGGGCGACGUUACAGUUACCACGGAGCGCCUCCAACAGCCCUCCGUCAUCCUCCUCUUCUACUCCUUCAUCCUCCUCCUCUCCGAUUGAGAGAGCGCCACGUUCCUCGCCCCAUGGCCAUGCUCCCAGCAGGCUUAGCGGUGCCACCCCCCUCUCUGAGCACAGCCACUCCCAGGGUGGCCCUCGCCACGUCCCCCCCAGCGCUGCCCCCCUCCCCCCAGGACUGAACCUCACCAUGACCUCCUCAGCCGCCGUGACCGCCAAGCUCUCCCCUCCCCUCUCUCUGUCCUCCCUCUCCACCCUGUCAGCGUUCCCCUUCCCCUUCAGUGCCUUCCCCCUGCUGUCCCCCAGCACCCUCAGCUCCCCUGCCUACACCCCCUCCAGCCAGGCCAGCUUGGGGAAGCAGCCCUACCGGCCCUGGGGCAUGGAGAUAGGGGCUUUCUGAACAAUCUUUAACCCCCCUCCACACAGACUAAACUGACCAUAUAGAUCAAUAGAGGUCUCACCAUCACUAUGAACUCAACUCAGUUCACCAGCUGAGAAGGACCUUUCCAAGACAAUGUUUUUCUAGACCUUUCCAUGGCCAAGACAAUGUUUUUCUAGACCUUUCCAUGGCCAAGACAAUGUUUUUCUAGACCUUCCCAUGGCCAAGACAAGAUUAUGUUUUUCUAGACUCUUCCAUGGCCAAGACAAGAUGAAGUUUUUCUAUCUCACAUCCUAUAGAGGAUUUCUUAGAAAUUGUGUUUCAAAUCAAAGUUUGUUGGUCACACACAUAUUUUGCCGAUGUUAUCGUGGGUGUAGCAACAUGCUUGUGUUUCUAGCUCCAACAUUACUGUAAUAUCUAGCUAAAUGCUUGUGUUUCUAGCUCCAACAGUAAUACCUAGCUAAAUGCUUGUGUUUCUAGCUCCAACAGUAAUACCUA
Messenger RNA from Oncorhynchus tshawytscha (Chinook salmon), 2000 nucleotides. Its product is annotated as hairy/enhancer-of-split related with YRPW motif protein 1. Lineage: Eukaryota; Metazoa; Chordata; Actinopteri; Salmoniformes; Salmonidae. Gene Ontology annotation, biological process: regulation of transcription by RNA polymerase II; regulation of neurogenesis; circulatory system development. Bases 471 to 1523 code for a protein of 350 amino acids. Gene Ontology annotation, cellular component: nucleus. Gene Ontology annotation, molecular function: protein dimerization activity; RNA polymerase II cis-regulatory region sequence-specific DNA binding; DNA-binding transcription factor activity, RNA polymerase II-specific. The transcript has 5 exons. The record is from RefSeq and is a predicted model, not a curated record.